AUGGCUGAGCGGCUUACCGAGGAGAACCUUUUCGUUCUUCGUCCACAGAACCCAGACGUUUCUGAAGAGACUGUUUUUGACCAGGAAUUGCUCGACAAGGCCUCGAACCAGGACCUCCUAUCAUGCACAUAUACACUAUUAAAGGGCCAGAAACUCUCCAAGGCAGAGGCAUUGACCUUAUGGGAGCUUCGCUUGGUGCUCUUGAUGUUUGGAAACCAGCUUGCUGCGGCUAGAAGAGAGGCGGUGAACUUGAACAAUGCCUUGUACUUGCUGGAGAACCCUACGGCUGCUCCACCGCAACAAAGUAUUCCUAGACCGCAAAUUGGACGGAGUGAUUCUACGGCUAGUCGGAGACUGGGCUCUUCUCCGGGGCCGAAUGCUCCUGGGAACGUGGUUUAUCCGUUUCCAAAGAAUAACGAUGGAGCUAUUGGUUUCUCGCUUCUACUGCUUAUACUUAGACUUAAACUGGCGCCUAAUCUUUCGUUGGUGAAUGAAUUGUAUAAAUUGUGUUACCAGCUUCGUUUGAAGGGAUCUAGUGGCGAAGAGGCUGAGAUUCAAAGGAACUUGAUUAGUCUUAGUUACGAGAUCAUUAUGGCGCUUAUGAUAACGAGAAACUUCUAUACGCUUUUAUCAUUUGUGGAGUCUUUGGAGGCUGGUGUUAAGGCUCGUGAAGAUUCAAGCUCUGAAGAGUAUUUGCAUUAUUCGUCUAAUGUUUCGUUGACUAUUGUAUUGGCGAAUAUGAUAAUACGCCAGAGUGAGGGAAUUGAUGAUUUUGAUGUGGCUGAAUUGCGCCAAAGGUUUGAAAACCUCGACCAAUUUACGCUUGAUUGCUUUGUUAAUGUUCUUCGGAAGUAUCUGCCCAUGGUGGGAGAAAGUGGUGGUCCUUCUGUGGGUUCAGAUGAGGAUGUCGACUACGAUAAACUUUUAGAAUUGGUAAAGCAAGGCAAACUCACAGGCCGUAUUGUAUGCUCUACAUUGGCAUCUUUUGAGCUAGGAAACAUGUACAGAGCUGAAUUCCAGGAGGUAGAUAAAGACAAGCGGUUGGCUGCAAAUCCAGCUCCUCAUACUGGAACUCGUUUUGAGAACGUCUACACCAAAGUCAUGUCUCAAUGGGGCAAUUACAUUGAAAAAGUAUACGGACUUGAGUAA
This is a messenger RNA of Candidozyma haemuli, 1149 nucleotides long. RefSeq lists its product as uncharacterized. The transcript has a single exon. NCBI's taxonomy places the organism in Eukaryota, Fungi, Ascomycota, Pichiomycetes, Serinales, Metschnikowiaceae. The record is from RefSeq and is a predicted model, not a curated record. The coding region runs from base 1 to 1149 and encodes 382 amino acids.